This is a messenger RNA of Frieseomelitta varia, 3587 nucleotides long. Its product is annotated as spliceosome-associated protein CWC27 homolog. Gene Ontology annotation, cellular component: catalytic step 2 spliceosome. Lineage: Eukaryota; Metazoa; Arthropoda; Insecta; Hymenoptera; Apidae. The transcript has 7 exons. Gene Ontology annotation, molecular function: peptidyl-prolyl cis-trans isomerase activity. Gene Ontology annotation, biological process: protein peptidyl-prolyl isomerization; protein folding. The coding region runs from base 288 to 1814 and encodes 508 amino acids. The record is from RefSeq and is a predicted model, not a curated record.
AUUGCAGACAAGAGAGAUUGUGAUAUAGAAUGUUUUAUCAAUAAUCUUACCAUUGCUAUAUUUCUUUAGCAGAUUAGUUACAGACAUUAUAGUUAGAAUCUAUUUGAUAAUUUAAAAUGUAAAUAUAUAUUAAUUAUUAGUUUCUCAUUUACGUUUGUUUUGAUAUAUCAAGAUUAUGUCAAGUCAGACAUUUUAACCUAUUUGGUAUUCACGUAUCAUGAAGAACCUCUUUAACAUGAAGUGUUUUUGUUGACAAAUAAUUUUUUAAUUAAGGAAAAUUCGCAAAUAUGAGUAAUAUUUAUAUACAGGAACCACCCACUACGGGUAAAGUGAUGAUGAAAACAACUGUUGGUGACAUUGAUUUGGAAUUAUGGGCUAAAGAGACUCCAAAAGCAUGUAGAAAUUUCAUACAAUUAUGUAUGGAAGGCUAUUAUGAUAACACCAUAUUUCAUAGAAUUAUUAAAGGAUUCAUAGCACAAGGUGGUGACCCAACAGGUACAGGAGAAGGUGGUGAAAGCAUAUAUGAGCAACCAUUCAAAGAUGAAUUUCACACAAGAUUAAGGUUUUGUCGACGAGGUUUAAUUGCUAUGGCCAAUGCUGGAAAAGAUGAUAAUGGUUCUCAAUUCUUUUUUACUCUUGGUUCGACGCCAGAGUUACAAAAUAAACAUACAAUCUUUGGUAAAGUUACUGGGGAAACUAUAUACAAUAUGCUCAAACUUGAAGAAGCACUUGUAGAUAAGGAUGAUAGGCCAUUGUAUCCUCCAAAAAUUAUAAAAACAGAAAUAUUGAACAAUCCAUUUCCUGAUAUUAUACCAAGAACAGUAUCAAAGGAAAAUGAAGAAAUAAAGGAUAAUUCAAAAACUAAAAAUGCAGGAGUGAAAAAUUUUAAUCUUUUAUCGUUUGGUGAAGAAGCAGAGGAAGAUGAAGAAGAAUCUGUGAUCCUAAAUAAAAAGUUUAGUAGUAAAGGAAAGUCUGCGCAUGAUCAUCUAAGUGAUCCAAAGUUAAGUGCACAACCAGCUGUUGAAUCAGCUGGACCUCCAAGUAAAAAAAAGAAAGAAGAUCGUAGUAGCGAUUGGGAAAGUGAUGGGGAAGAAAAAACUCAAGAAGAAUUAGAAGCUAUAGAAAAAGAAAAAGAAGCAAUGAAAGAAAGGAUAAAAAAUAAAUUAAGAGACACAAAAAAAGACUCUAAAAAAGAAAAUUAUAAAGUAGAUGAUGAUGAAGACGAUAAAAACAUAAAAGAAGAUGAAUACUACCUUGGCAAGGACAGAGAUGAAGAACGUAAAAAAAAAGCGGAGGAAAUUAGAAAAGAAAUUCGAGAUUUGAAACGUGGUGUUCAAAAUGAAAAGAAAGCGAAAGAAGCAGAUCAGAAACUGAAACAAGCCGAAGUAGAAAAGAAAGAAAAGAAAACGGAGAUUAUGAAAGAAUAUAUAGAAACUCAAGAGAAAUAUAAAGAGGCAAAAUCGAAAUUGCCUAAAAAAGGAAAAAAUCGCGAAGACUUUACGAUGGAGUUAUUAAAUAAGUUUAAAUCUAAACUCCAAAAUGCUAAGGACACUGUAGGAGAAAACUCGCCGGUUUCAUUAAAAAAAGAAAAUAGCAAAGAGGAUGAUUUUGAUCCAACUGAUGAAUCUUGGAUGGUGCAUGCAUUACAUUGUGAAGAAAAAGCACCUGUUCUUGCCAAGGAUGCAAGCACAAAAGAUGAUGAUUGGUUUGAGAUUUAUGAUCCCCGAAAUCCGCUUAAUAAGCGACGAAGAGGAGAGAGAUCACAUAAAUUGAAAGAUGAUAAAAACAAACGACCCGAUUCUCAUCGCAAAUAAUAUGUAUUAUAAAUAAUGUUGUACUAUGAUGUGCAAGUAAUCAUAGUAUUUUUACAUUAUUUUUUGAUCAUAGAAUUGUGCAUAAAAUGUAUGUUAUAUUAAAUAUUUUUUUUUAAAUAAAAAUUAUAUAUUUACUGGAGAAGUAAAUAAUAUUUCGGAACAUGAUAAUUUUAUAGUUUAAAACUUCAAAAUUUAGUGUAUUAGUUUAGAUAGUUUAUUUUCGGUGCUAUAUGAUCGUGUUUACUGUAUUACAUUUAGAUAACUUUAAUAUUUUGAUGGCAAAGAUGGAUAACGAGAACGUUAGUGCCAUGAUUUUCUGUGUAAAUAGGCAUGUAGAUCGUAGCUUAUCCCGCACAGCAGAAUUUGAUAAGACACUGAUACAAAGCAUGACAUAUUCGUUCACUGAUUCAGUCGAUCUGUUGACAGCGAACGGUACACAUCGUAUAUUUAUAUAACUUCGCGAUUGAAUAAACGUAAUCAAGUAUUCAUUUAAUGAAUUAUACAUUUAUUUUAAAUAUUGCGGAAAAUAAGGGUGACUAAUUCUUGUAAGAAGAAAAAUUUAAAAUAUAAAUUUUAUUUACUAAUUACUGAUCAAAAGAAUUAAAAAAGGAGGAGCUAUUUUUAUUAAAAAGAUUGUUGUUGCUCUUUACAAAUUACGUACUAUAACUUGUUAAUGAAUCAUCAUCGUAUAUAAUGUGUGUUUGUGCGUGUUAUUAUUUUUAAUACUAUCCACGUGUAAUAGUUCUCAAAGUAAUAGUUCUGAGUUUCUAUGCCGCGCUUCUGCAAGGAGAAUGCCAACGACGCCAUUAAAAAUAGAUAUACUUGGUAUGCUUUAUUUCGUUCGUAUAUUUUAUCAAUCACUUUGGAAAUGUAAUAGCAAAGGCGGUAAUCGCUAUUCAUGUUGUUGAUAAUUCGUUUCAAUUCUCGCGUAGGCAUAUCUGUAUAAUAAAUAUUCAUUUCUCAGCAUAUAUUACAUAUUCAUGCCGAUGUAAAUUGCGUGUUUCAAUUAUUGUAUCUUUUGCCGUGAUACUUUGACUCUUUAGUCUUUGUCUUGCCACGUGGUAUCACGAAAUGUGUGCGUUACAAAUUACAAGUAUACAUGUAUGCAUCAUUAUAUGUAUACGCUCGAAUAGCAGAGCUUUAAACACGGCCCAUCAAAAUCGUAUCGCAUUGAUAGAUGAAUUAACUAAUUACGCAAUGACAGUAUUUAUUUAGGCUACUGUAAGUAGCCAGGAAAUGUAUUGCCCUUUGAAACGAAAUAUAACACAUUCAUUCUUCAAUUAUAUAUAUUCUUCUUUAAUGUAGCUCACAGUAGCAAUCGUAAUAGCAGCAUAAAUAAUAAUCUUCUUUCUCGCGCAAGAUACAAGUAUUAUUUUUAAAUUUCUAUCGUAGCAUAUUUCAUGCGUAUGUGUGCAUCACGAUAAAUUAGGAAUAAUUAUCGGUUCAGCAAUAUAAAUUACGAACAAUAUUUUUUGUCAUUUAGAAGAUAAUGUUUCCUAUAUUAGAAGAUGUUUUGUCAAAUUUCAUGCUUUUCUUAUUUACAAAGAUCAAUAGAUAACUCAAGUAUACAAUAGAACUCUAAUAUGGUACAAUAUAGUAUAAUACGAUUAGAAAAUUACUUAAAAAGACUCUAUAUAUGAUGGCUAAAUUAGUUUUUAUUAGAAUUUUAUUAGAAUUUAUAAUUCGAUGUAUUUACAUUACAAUGCUUUGUUGCAAAUUUGACUCAUUCACAAUUUACAACUGUAUGCGUUUCUAAAUUAAAAUCACAAUUAU